AUGCUCGUAAUACUUGGUUUGGUGGUCCCUCCCUUCUCCUUUCAUCUUCAACCUAAGGUCUUCUUUCUCUCUUUGAGGUCGACACUGUUCAACCUCUUUGGAUUUAUUGCCAGGCCUAUAGGUAAGCAUUUUACCUAGAUGGGAAAGCAACCUCGUCAAACAGUUCAGGAGGAAGAGGAGGAGGAGAUGCCAGGUCGUGGAACUAUGGUCUCGGGUCAAUCAAUGUCAACAAGCAGAAGUGUUGGGUCGCCAUCCAGCCGGAGCGAGCAGACAAUGGCAACACCAGCUAGUGAUAACAAAUUUCUGAGGUUAAAUCAUCUUGACAUACAUGGUGAUGAUGCUGGAUCGCAGGGUGCAGUUGCUAGCAAAAAGAAAAAGAGGGGGCAACGUGCAGUUGGAGGUGACAAGAGUGGAAGAGGGCUCCGCCAAUUUAGUAUGAAAGUGUGUGAGAAGGUUGAAAGCAAGGGACGAACAACUUACAAUGAGGUAGCUGAUGAACUUGUGGCUGAAUUUGCUGAUCCAAGCAAUAGCGUUUCAUCUCCUGAUCAGCAACAAUAUGAUGAGAAAAACAUCCGCCGAAGGGUCUAUGAUGCUUUGAAUGUUCUCAUGGCAAUGGAUAUUAUUUCUAAAGAUAAAAAGGAAAUACAAUGGAAGGGUCUUCCUCGUACUAGUCUAAGUGAUAUUGAAGAGCUAAAGACGGAGCGUCUUGCGCUAAGGAAUAGAAUUGAAAAGAAAGCAGCAUAUUUGCAAGAGCUGGAGGAACAAUACGUAGGCCUUCAGAACCUUAUACAACGAAAUGAGCAAUUAUAUAGCUCAGGAAAUGCUCCCAGUGGAGGGGUAUCUUUGCCUUUCAUUUUGGUGCAGACACGCCCCCAUGCAACUGUUGAAGUGGAAAUAUCAGAAGAUAUGCAGCUUGUGCAUUUUGAUUUCAACAGCACUCCCUUUGAGCUGCAUGAUGACACCUAUGUUCUCAAGGCAAUGAAAUUUUGUGAGCGACCUCAGAAUGAUAAUGUAACGCAAAAUCCUACAGAUGGCGGUGAAGGUUCAAGCAUGUCAGGCUUGUAUCAUGCACAGGUUCCUACUUCAGUUUCAAACCCUCCAGUUAGGCCUCCCUCAUCUCCACCACUCCCUGGAAUAUUAAAGGCAAGAGUUAAGAAUGAGCAUUGAUCUACAAUUUUGUAUUGUGUUGCCCUAUUCAAGCAUGUUUGUAUAUUUUGUAAAGUAAUUUGUCGGCAAUUAAAUGUCCUUCAUAAUAGUUAAUCAGUACAGCCAAGUCACUCCGUAGGUUAGAAGCAAACCGGUCUGCUUGAAUCUCUCUAUAUUCUUCUGGGUUGAUUUUGGCGGUCUUUGCUAACCAUAUCCAUUAUUCACUACCUUAAUUGAUUUUUUCCACCCACAUUUUCUAUGUAUUUUGCCCUUAUGUAGUUAUAAUAGAGCAAUUGAUUUGUACUAGUCCUUAGAGAUCAUGGAAUGCUAUACAUCAGCAUAGGAUUAAUUUUGGAAUUCACAGAUUUUAGUGUAAAUUAUUCCAUCUUAUGUCAAUCUUGAUAUUUUGG
This is a messenger RNA of Abrus precatorius (Indian licorice), 1556 nucleotides long. Its product is annotated as transcription factor-like protein DPB. Lineage: Eukaryota; Viridiplantae; Streptophyta; Magnoliopsida; Fabales; Fabaceae. Bases 139 to 1167 code for a protein of 342 amino acids. Gene Ontology annotation, cellular component: transcription regulator complex; nucleus. The transcript is spliced from 10 exons. The record is from RefSeq and is a predicted model, not a curated record. Gene Ontology annotation, molecular function: DNA-binding transcription factor activity, RNA polymerase II-specific; RNA polymerase II transcription regulatory region sequence-specific DNA binding. Gene Ontology annotation, biological process: regulation of cell cycle; regulation of transcription by RNA polymerase II.